GAUUGGCGGCGUUCACGCAUGCGUGUUGUCGGACUCUCCCGGUGUUUGACGGUAUUCGUGUGACCAGGGACCGGAUCAUGGCAAGUUCGGGGAGGAAGCGCAUCCUGAAGGAGGAAGAUAUCUCCAAGGUGGAGUUUGAGACAAGCGAGGAGGUGGAUGUCACCCCUACCUUCGACACGAUGGGCUUGCGGGAGGACUUACUGCGGGGUAUCUACGCGUACGGCUUUGAAAAACCAUCAGCAAUUCAGCAAAGGGCCAUCAAGCAAAUAAUCAAAGGGAGAGACGUCAUUGCUCAAUCCCAGUCUGGUACAGGGAAGACUGCCACGUUCUGUGUGUCAGUGUUACAAUGCUUGGACAUUCAGGUUCGUGAGACCCAAGCUUUAAUAUUGGCACCAACUCGGGAACUUGCAGGCCAGAUACAGAAGGUACUGCUUGCUCUUGGUGACUAUAUGAAUGUACAAUGCCACGCUUGUAUUGGAGGUACCAAUGUUGGAGAAGACAUUCGGAAGUUGGAUUAUGGACAGCAUGUAGUUGCUGGCACUCCAGGGCGUGUAUUUGAUAUGAUCCGAAGACGAAGUUUGAGGACACGCGCCAUCAAAAUGUUGGUUCUUGAUGAAGCAGAUGAAAUGUUGAACAAAGGUUUUAAGGAGCAGAUCUAUGAUGUGUACAGAUAUUUACCCCCAGCCACACAAGUAAUUCUGAUCAGUGCAACACUGCCUCAUGAAAUCUUGGAAAUGACCAACAAGUUCAUGACUGAUCCAAUCCGAAUCCUUGUCAAACGUGAUGAGUUGACCUUGGAAGGAAUCAAACAGUUCUUUGUAGCAGUUGAAAGGGAGGAGUGGAAGUUCGACACAUUGUGUGACUUGUAUGACACACUGACCAUUACUCAAGCUGUUAUUUUCUGCAAUACAAAACGGAAGGUGGACUGGCUCACUGAAAAAAUGAGAGAGGCUAAUUUCACAGUAUCAUCAAUGCAUGGUGACAUGCCACAAAAAGAGAGAGAGUCCAUCAUGAAGGAAUUCCGUUCUGGUGCAAGUCGAGUGCUCAUUUCUACAGAUGUUUGGGCACGAGGAUUGGACGUCCCUCAGGUCUCCCUAAUCAUAAACUACGAUUUACCAAAUAACAGAGAGUUGUAUAUCCACAGGAUUGGUCGAUCGGGUCGAUAUGGCAGAAAAGGUGUGGCUAUCAACUUUGUUAAGAAUGAUGACAUUCGUAUACUGCGAGAUAUUGAACAAUAUUACUCUACACAGAUUGAUGAAAUGCCAAUGAAUGUUGCUGACCUUAUUUGAAGGAAGUGAAAGACUGGAAGACCUGGAUGGGCCAUGGAUUGCAUUUCUACAGUGCAAAACAAAACACUUCACAUUAUAUUAGGACCUUGUUUGUGCUCCAUCUAGCUUUAACAAUUCUGGAUUUUACUUUCAGUACCUUGUGGUUUUGAAAACUAAAGCCAUUACUUUUUUCUUUUGUAAAGCAGGGGAUUAUUAAUUUGUUUUUGCAACUAUUAAAUAGAGAAUUUUAAACUCAUCUGUAAUUUUAGUGAAAUACUGUGUAUGGAUACCAUUUAUCUUCAUUAAAGUUUGAUAUUAAUGUCCUUUAAUGUAAGUCUGCAGCCACAUUUUAAGUUUUAGAAAUGGAGGCACUAAGUCUUGUGGUCUGUAGUAGGUAAGUUGCCAUUUGAAAAGGUGUUGACAUAAGAGGAGAGCCAAUUCUAUAUGCAAUUUGUGCAGUGAUCCUCAUUUCUUAUUUCUCCAAUUAAUUUCUUGAAAAAUGACUUUGUAAAAUACUUGGUUUGGGUUAUACUGAUAAGGCCAACAUUAUUUCCUUUGGCUUCUCUCAUUUCACUUGGGAGUUGCCUCAACACUGAUUCGACCAGAAGAUGGAGAAACUGACUAAUCACCUAUUUGUCUUUAAAUCAUUUUUUUUUAAAGGAAGUAUUGUUACAACAGCAUUCCAUCUGCUGUUGUGAUUGCUGGUAAUAAAGAAAACAGGAAUGUU
Stegostoma tigrinum is the source of this 1995-nucleotide messenger RNA. It is a transcript of the gene eif4a3, whose product is annotated as eukaryotic translation initiation factor 4A3. Gene Ontology annotation, cellular component: catalytic step 2 spliceosome; nucleolus. Gene Ontology annotation, molecular function: mRNA binding; ATP binding; RNA helicase activity. NCBI's taxonomy places the organism in Eukaryota, Metazoa, Chordata, Chondrichthyes, Orectolobiformes, Stegostomatidae. The record is from RefSeq and is a predicted model, not a curated record. Bases 78 to 1289 code for a protein of 403 amino acids. The transcript is spliced from 12 exons.